AAAUCUAAUCAAAACCUCUGUCAUGUGCGCUCUCUGAUGUAAUCAAUUGCGGUGAGAUUAAAACCCAUCUCAAUAAAUUUCCAAACGAAGAACGAGCUUGACGUGCGGACCGCGAAGAAACGCGUGUUUGGUGAAAAUUUGUGCACUCGUGGUACCAGUAUAUACCACAUGCAUAGAAGCUUCUGUGAUAGAAUCGUGCCGUAAAUGCAACACGCAUCUAACCCUGUUUUCGCCGCGAACGGAAAACACAAUUCUUUCCCCCUGGUCAACGUGUAGUGGCUUUCGGGAAAAGGGAAGUUGUUUUUUCUUGCACCGAGCUUAUGCUGGAAUCGAUUUUAAUUCAAUUAAGACAAAGCAAGCCGUGCGUUAGUUAGUACAGUACCAGCGACGGAACCUUCCAUCCGUACCGAAUUCGUGCUUCGAGUGCGUUGGUUAGCUUUGUGAAUUGGAACACAUACUCACAGGAGAAAAAAAAACAGAACGGAGUCGGAAGGUGGAAUAAUACGAAACAUACCAGCAGCUACCCGGCAAACCGAUAGUGUACGGCCUUCCGCGGUCCGGUGUACGGAACGCAGCGCUGGCCCAGAACGCGGAACCAGACCCCUAUCCGGACGGUGUUAUUGUGCUGAGCCGCAGAAACAUGAAGAAGCGGAGCAGUCCGCCACCGCCGGCGACGAUGGCGGACGGUGGCAUUGGCAGUGAAACGCUGCUGCAUGCCUCGCAGCACACGAUGGCGGUCAACGAGUUUAAGUUCAUUAACGAGCGCCCGGUGGACGAUAUCUCGCUGAACUUCUUCUACAAACCACACACGAUCACGCUGCUGGCCGUUUCGAUAAUCGGUGGGAUGUACUUUGCCUUCGUCCGCGAUCAGUCCGAUAUACAGGAGAACAUAUGGGCCGGCAUGGUGUGUGUGAUAUUCUUCUUCCUGAUCAUCUCGGUGCUUGCAUUCCCGAACGGCCCAUUUACCCGACCGCAUCCGGUGGUUUGGCGUAUGCUGUUCGGUCUGUCGGUGCUCUACCUGAUGCUGCUACAGUUUCUAAUGUUCCAGGACUACAAAUCCAUAAUGGGGAUUUUCUACUGGUUCGAUCCGAAGCUGAGAGAUUUCCACAUCGACAUGGAGAAGCAAUACGCCGCCAACUGUUCGGACAUGUCGUUCGAACGCAUCUGGUCACACGUGGACGUGUUCGCGUGGGGCCAUUUUCUUGGCUGGGCGUUUAAAGCCGUGCUGAUCCGGCAUAUGGGCAUCCUGUGGGCCAUCUCGGUGAUGUGGGAAAUUACGGAAAUUACGUUCGCCCAUCUGCUGCCCAACUUUGCCGAAUGCUGGUGGGAUGCACUGAUACUGGACGUGUUGGUUUGCAACGGGCUCGGCAUCUGGUGUGGGUUGAAGAUCUGCAAGCUGCUGGAAAUGCGCGAAUACAAGUGGGCCAGCAUACGGGACAUUUCGUCCACUACCGGCAAGCUGAAGCGGGCCGUGCUGCAGUUUACGCCGGAAAGCUGGGCACCGGUCCGGUGGCUCGAUCCGAAGUGUACCUAUAUGCGAUUCUUCGCGGUGUGUCAGCUGGUGUUGCUUUGGCAGUUAACCGAAUUGAACACCUUCUUUUUGAAACACAUUCUCGAAAUGCCCCCAUCGCAUCCGGUCGUAAUUGGGCGACUGAUGUUUGUCGGUCUGUUUACUGCUCCCUCGGUACGGCAAUACUACAUCUACGUGACGGACACGCGCUGCAAGCGGCUGGGAACGCAGUGCUGGGUGUACAUUGCCAUCCUCGUGUCGGAAGCGAUUCUGUGCAUUAAAAACGGCAAGGAACUGUUCGAGCGCACCCAGGUGAAGAAUAUCGUCGUCUGGCUAAUCAUACAGGCAGUGCUGUCGGUACUCUUCGUGUACGGCUGCAUGCUGUGGCACAGAUACGUUGCGGAAGACGAUUCACGAGACGGAUCUCCGGUGAAGCAGAUGAAUCGCUCGUUCAAGGAUUCUGCCAUCGUUUCCGGUGACUCGAAAGGAAACAAGGGUGGUUCAGCUUCGUCGGCAAAAAGUUCGCCCCAAUCUACGCCCACCAAAAAAGCACGAUCUCAACAGCGGAACCUUAUUGGCGGUUCCCAAGGCUCAACAACUGCCGACAAAUCGGUCCGCGAACAUCUUGAGUAGGUUCUAAGGAGUGGUGAAGUAGUGUGUGGUACACAGACACAGGAGAGAUCUUGUCGGUGCGACUGGGCGGACACACUCACAGGGGGAGGUAGUGUUGUUGAACAAGCCUUCCACACUAGACUUAGUAGCUGUCGGUUUGACCUGUUUCGGUGUUCUAAUAUCGCAAGUCUCACGCCUAUACCCGUUACAAUCGAGACUGUGGAAACAAGUGUUUGUCCUGCCGACUGCGGAAAACUUCCCUCGUCUCUUCAAGAAGCUGUAGACUGUUUUUCUCUCUUCGGACCAUCAAAUUCAAAAUACUGCUGAAUCCUUAUAAAAAGCUCAACUCCAACAGCUAUUUGAAUACUCCUCCCCCCUCAUUUGAAUACUGCUGCUUAGUGUUAGUUUUGGUGUGUUUUUAGUUCUGCGUUCUAGCGCGUGUUAUGUCUUAUGUUUGAAAGGAAAAAAUGCGCGCUUUUCCCGCGUGCAACAGUGUAACACUGUUACCGUGUAAUACCAACCGCACGCACGCAUGCAAAGCUUUCUAUCUGCACGCAGAAGUAGUUCAACCCAUCUGCACACAUGAGUUGUUUGCAAAGCUUUUAGCUAUCAGCGCUUUUCCUUCUACCGACACCUUCUACUACUUCGUACAGGCAUAUGCAGCGGGCCGAGUAAAAAAGGCUGAUUGAAUUACGUUAAUACAGUAGAGUUAUUAGCUAGGGGAGAAGCAUUGUAUCUGUGAAUCUUUAUUACCGGAUAGUCAUAAGGAGUAGGCAGGGGGGCAGAGGUGGUUGUUCUGCGGGAGGGCUAGCCUAGUGAAGCGUGCCAUCUCUCAACACGUUCGAAUUCUGACCGCAAUAUUCUGUAUUUUACCGGACACACACAAAGACGACCCGAUACAACAAAAUCCGGACCCGGAGGUUAACAAAUGCGGUGUACAAAUUCUAAUUGCAAGUAAUUAAUUGUAAUAAAAACAAACAAGACUAAAGAAAGAGAGAGAGAACAGCUUGCCCAUCAUCAUCAUGUGGCAAAGUCACGAACAUAGUAGAUUGAGCAUAAAUAGUAAGCGAAUGGCAGAGAAUGUAAUGAGUUUAAGGUGUAGAUUUAUAUUCCUUACCAAAAAAAACAAAAGAACCUAACAAAACAAGCUUCCGUUUCGCUGGACUGUAAAAAACAAAAAUUGUCUCGUUAAAUGCAUUCUUUCGGCCCUGUUGUUGCCGCCCUGGUCGGGCGAACCUGUUGCAUCUCGCGAACGGUAGUGCACUCUCGCACGCUAUCGAACCCUCCUUGCUUCGUUCGGAACACAAUUAGGCGUGCGCAUGCGCCACUCUUUGCCUUUGCCGCUGCUAGACUACGCGACGCUUUACGUACACGGUUUUUACAUAUCUUAUAGGAAUAGGAAACCUGAAGAAGCAAUUUUUAUAACAAGUCUUUGCGGUUUUGUUCAUUUUUUCUUCUCCAAUUUAACAAAAAAAGUUCGCACCACUUUCCGAAUUCCGACAUGUUAGUUAGGGUGAGAAAAUGCUUCUUCGUUCCUAUGUUCCGUGUCGAACUCCGAGCAACUAGCUAAACGUUACAUUAUAUAGACACAAAACACACACAAAUCUCUCUAGUCAGUAAGUGAAACGAGGAAGAGGAGGAUGGGAGGGGUGAAUCACUUUUGCUCCAAGUUCAACCAUACAUGUUAAGAUUAGCUUUAAUUGACCGUUUUCUCUCUUCCCAAGCGUUACGCCGUAUAUGUGUGAUGAGAUCUUUCGAUGAGAAGAAGCUGCGGCGAAACAGUCCGCCAGUCCUUCCGGUAGAGUCUUGCAACGAGGUUUUGUUUUCUUGUUUGGAGAAGUUUUGGGGAAUCAGUCACCAACAAUCCUUCCCCCAGGUCCCGCAUAUGAUAAAGUUUAUGUUUUAAGUAGGAUUUUUGUUAAAAGAAUUUUCGCAUGCGAGUUGUGCUCUCUUGCUUGCCGCAAUUCAUUUCACAACGUGUGUUCUCUUACUUUCGGGCAGGAUAAGGAGCGAUAAAAGAAAUGCGAAUGAAUCAACCAAAAAAAAAAGGGGGAAAGUGACAGAAAAAGCGUAGGUUUAUAAGCUGUGUAAAAUGAUAAUGAUAGUAGAUAAUAAUUGUGACCGGUUAACAACAACAGAAAAACUCGUUGUGGUUUGCAAUAACCGUUGCGUUUGUACAUUGUGGUUGAGAUUUUGUUUUCGCGUUUUAGUUUGUGUUGUAUGGAUGGAAUAAUUAAACACACACAUACACAUAUUUCCCAAAAUCAA
Molecule: messenger RNA, 4390 nt
Organism: Anopheles stephensi (Asian malaria mosquito)
Lineage: Eukaryota; Metazoa; Arthropoda; Insecta; Diptera; Culicidae
Gene: l(3)77CDf
Product: phosphatidylserine synthase 1
Exons: 6
Coding region: 641-2143 (500 amino acids)
Biological process (GO): phosphatidylserine biosynthetic process
Molecular function (GO): L-serine-phosphatidylethanolamine phosphatidyltransferase activity
Source: RefSeq, a predicted model, not a curated record